CGCACAUGUUGUUGUCUUCUUGUUGGCCAAAGCGCACAAUGGUGCAAGCUAUCCAAACAGUCGAGGUUGAACUCCAGGCCAUUAAACUCCAGCCCUGAUUAUCGUCGAUAUAUGUUGCUCCGGGUGGUGAAGCGCUGUAUUUGCCCCGUAUCUUUCGGCUGUCUCCUUGGCUUCAUAGGAAACCAGGUGCGGAAAUCCAGAGUCCUCCCCGUGGUUGGCGAUUCCUGCCUGCAUUUCUGGUUUGUUUUCAGAACGAGCAAAGAUACAGCCAAUAGUCAGUCCACUUGCGAGAAAAAAUAUUGUGGCUCCGUGAUUCCCUAUGGUUGGGUUUCUAGAAGCUUUCUGCUUUAGGGAAUGCACCUGUUGCGGUGGUGAAACCUGGCGCCAUAUAUAAACGAAGACUCCGUGAAGGCACGCGCUGGGAUCCAGAUAAG
Linderina pennispora is the source of this 434-nucleotide messenger RNA. RefSeq lists its product as uncharacterized. The record is from RefSeq and is a predicted model, not a curated record. Lineage: Eukaryota; Fungi; Kickxellomycota; Kickxellomycetes; Kickxellales; Kickxellaceae. The transcript has a single exon. Bases 112 to 351 code for a protein of 79 amino acids.